Phanerochaete carnosa HHB-10118-sp is the source of this 1284-nucleotide messenger RNA. RefSeq lists its product as uncharacterized. The coding region runs from base 1 to 1284 and encodes 427 amino acids. The record is from RefSeq and is a predicted model, not a curated record. The transcript is spliced from 3 exons. NCBI's taxonomy places the organism in Eukaryota, Fungi, Basidiomycota, Agaricomycetes, Polyporales, Phanerochaetaceae.
AUGUCAGACAAGCAUGCUGCUGCCGUGGUGAAGCUCAAUGUCAAGGUGCGCCCACGCCACAUCCCCCACUUCGCCGGCCACAAUGUCACACUCGAAGAUUUGUACGCCCUAGAGGAGUCAGUCGAGUGGCUCGACCGCUUGCUCGCCGCACUCCACGACCUCGCACUCGACGCACCUCCCGACCUCCGCGGUGUCGCGCAGCGGAACCUCGUCACCAUAAGCGACCUACACGUCGAGAAAGAGAGCGAGUGGGACCGGGUGGCUGCCGAGCUGUACGGCGCCGACCCGAGCGACCACGAUAGUUACGCCACCGAGACUGACGUCGAAGAAGAUGGACAACUCAGCGACGAAGGGAGUAGCCAUGACGGCGACAGUGACAGCGACGACGACGGAGACGAUGACACUGGCGACGUGCAAGGUCAAUUUCUGCCCGUUCGCCUCCAUCUCUCGCCACCACCCGAGCACCGUGAAUAUCGCGUCAUGAGCCCUCCGCCGACUUUCCUGGAAAACCGAGCUCUAGUUCGCCCCAGUCCUGGACAGCCAUCAAGUGCCUUCGCAUUCAACGGCCAAGCACCCAGAGACAAUGACGUUCGACGAGGGACUUGCACAGUGGUAUCCACCGUUGUUCAGUUUGCCUCGCACAGAACAACUUUGAAUACAACCGAGCAAGGCGCCGCCUUGUCUCGCAACCACCACCUCCGAUACGACGCACCUUUGGGCCGCGCCGACCACGUCUCAGCCCCACUCACCACAAGCGGCUACCGAGCGCUAUCUCACCGUCAGCCUUGGACACAUGCACCGAAGACGGACAACCAGAGGGGAAAGAAGAGAUCACUGGAGGUUGAGGAAGUCAAGGAAGAGGAGGUCGGUGGAGAGCCCCGGAAGAGGCACGCCGCGAACAAGGAGAACGUUGCUGCCGGCCCCAGCGAGGACGACGAUGACGACCGUGCCCACGAGGGUCCCAGGCCUAAGCGCAGCAGACCCAGCCCAGUCCGCCCGUCCUUCUGCCACCCGUCUCGCCAUGUGGAGAACCGUGACCGAGCCCGCGCGGCAGGUGCUGCCAGCGUGCAGACAGCUGCGCCCGCCGCGGUCGUUGCUUCGCCUCCCCCUACGCCAGCCGCGCCGGUCGUUGUGCCGGUUCCCGCGGUUGCUGCACUGGCCGCGCAGCCGGCUCAAGGUGCCUUCGUCGUCAUACCGCCUCCGCCUGCCGCGCCAGCUCUGCCCGCCCCUACCUACCUCCCGCCAAUCGUCCAGGUACUUGCUGGUCUCCCUAACCCACCAUAA